Penicillium odoratum is the source of this 1083-nucleotide messenger RNA. RefSeq lists its product as uncharacterized. The transcript has a single exon. Lineage: Eukaryota; Fungi; Ascomycota; Eurotiomycetes; Eurotiales; Aspergillaceae. The record is from RefSeq and is a predicted model, not a curated record. Bases 1 to 1083 code for a protein of 360 amino acids.
AUGUCCGGCACCGAACCCCAUAACGGCACUCCCGCUGCCACACCCCGCCGCCUCCUACUAGCCAGUAUCCCCCGAUCAGCCUCCAACCUACUCCUGAAAAUCCUAAACAUCCCCAACCAGCCCAACCUAUUCACCAGCCCCAAAGGCGGCUACUUCUUCUACCCAGCAUUCAUCGAAGCCGCCGCCCAUAGCGACUGCUACAUAAACAAAACAAUCGACCAAUGGACCGACGACGAAAAACGCAAAGUAAAGCACACCGUCCAGGACUGCUUCAACAACCUAGAAGCAUCAUCCACCCAAGCCGAAAAUGAGAACCAAAUGAUGUUCACCAAAGAACACGCAUACUGGCUUUACAGCCCUGCCGCACUCCAGAAACUACAAACAGGCACCCACGACGAGGAUUUCUUCAAUGCCUUCCGCCUCGAUUCCCCACAGAAAUACGGCACAACAAAUACAUACUCCCGAUCUAAUGAGACGCUCUUCUCAGACGAGUACCUACGCUCGUGGCAAUUCGCCUUCAUCAUCCGACACCCCGCACUCUCCUGGCCGUCCAUGUACCGUGCCAUGCGCAAGCUCGCAGCAAACGGCAUGAUGGACGAAGACGGGGUGAAGGGUGCCUCUUUCACGAAUAUGAAUAUGCACUGGACACGCCAGUUAUAUGACUGGUGCAUGGAGCAGCCUGAUGCACCUAUCCAGCCACCUAUUAUUGAUGCGCAUGAUCUGAUUCAUCAUCCCGAGGUUGUGCUUGAGUUCUGUGAAAGGACGGGGCUGGAUAAGAGUGUUGUGCAGUUUGAGUGGAAAGGGAAGAAUGAAAAGAAAUCUGCUAAAUGGGGGUGUCAUGUUGCGGAUCCAAAUUCUGAUGAGGUGAUUAUGCAUCAGCAGGCUGCUGUCGUUAUGCUUUCUACGCUGGAGAACUCUUCCGGGAUUGUUAAGGAUAAGGCGCCUGAGAGUGUGGAUAUUGAUGCUGAGGCGGCGGGGUGGAAAGUUGAGUUUGGGGAGGAGGUUGGAAGGCUUUUGGAGGAGUCUGUUAGGGGGUCCAUGCCCGAUUAUGAAUAUUUGAAGGCGAGGCGGAUUACCGUUUAG